AGUGCCUACCCUCUCUGGCUGCGGAGAGAGAGAUGUCAAAGGCGGGCGGGCGGCGGAGCGGCGCAGAGGAGGCAGCAGCGGCGUCGGCGGCGUCGGAGGAGCCAUGGCCACGGCGGCGUCCAACCCGUACAGCCUGCUGGUGCACGCCGAGGCCGCGCCGGGGAUGCCGCAGGGCGGGCCCUUCCGCGGGCACCACCAGAAGCUGCUCCAGAGCGACUACCUGCAGGGCAACGGGCACCCCCUGGGACACCACUGGGUCACCAGCCUGAGCGACGCCGGGCCCUGGGCCUCGAGUUUGGCCGAGCAGCCGGACAUCAAGCCGGGGAGGGAGGACUUGCAGCAGCUGGGGGGGCUCUUGCACCACCGCUCGCCGCCUCACCACCACCACGGCAACGGGGGCGUCGGGGGAGGCGCGGGACACUUACAAAGCGCCUGGUCCAGCAGCCCCAACCCUCCCGGGAAUGUUUACUCCCAAGGCGGGUUCGGCGUGGGAGCCAUGCUGGAGCACGGCGGACUCAGCCCUCCCCCGACCGCCGCCAAUUCGGUCCCAAACAACAACGUGGCCACGGCGCUGCUCCCAGAGCCCCACGACCCCUUGAACAGCCACCCCGGCGACCCUUCCGACGAGGAGACGCCCACCUCGGACGAGCUGGAGCAGUUCGCCAAGCAGUUCAAGCAGCGGCGCAUCAAGCUGGGCUUCACCCAAGCCGACGUGGGUUUGGCGCUCGGCACGCUGUACGGCAACGUCUUCUCGCAGACCACGAUCUGCCGCUUCGAGGCCCUGCAGCUGAGCUUCAAGAACAUGUGCAAGCUCAAGCCGCUGCUCAACAAGUGGCUGGAGGAGGCCGACUCGUCCACGGGCAGCCCCACGGGCCUCGACAAGAUCGCCGCCCAGGGCCGGAAGAGGAAGAAGCGCACCUCCAUCGAGGUCUCCGUCAAGGGCGUGCUGGAGACCCACUUCCUCAAGUGCCCCAAGCCCGCCGCCCAGGAGAUCGCCGCCCUCGCCGACAGCCUCCAGCUGGAGAAGGAAGUCGUCCGCGUCUGGUUCUGCAACCGGAGGCAGAAGGAGAAGCGCAUGACGCCGCCCGGGGAGAACAACGGAGGGGCCCCCGCCCACGAGGCCUACGGGGCGGGCGGGGGAGGGGGGCCCAAGGCGGACUGCAGGGACCUCUGACCCCGGACUGAGCCAGCCAGCGCCCUGGGGUGGGGGGAAACAGAGGCCAGGACCUCCCGUCGGACUCUUGACUCCGGAUCUCCAAGACUCCUCUCCGCCAAAGCCAACCAUCUCUCCCAGGCAUGGGCACACUGCGGCCCUCCCUCUGGGUGUUUUUGGACUUCCUAACAGCCUCAGGCCCCUUUGAGCGGGAAAGGGAAGGGCCGGAGCAGGACCAUAGCCAGAACAAAACUGGCUAUGGCCCUGCUCCUGAAGAGUGGUUCCGUAACGCUAAAUAAUUUAGGAAUCAGGCUCCGUGGAUAAACUUCAGUGGACACUCAAGACUAGGCAUCCUCAAGCUGUGGCCCUCUAACUCCCAGCUUGUCCAAGGGUCAGGAAUUCUGGGAGUUGGAGGGCCACAGUUUGAGGGUGCCUGCUCUAUCUGUCUCUAUCUGUGGACACACAUGGGGAUUUAAAUAAUUUAGGAAUCAGGCUCCAUGGAUAAACUUCAGUGGACACUCAAGACCAGGCAUCCCCAAGCUGUGGCCCUCCAACUCCCAGCUUGUUCAAGGGUCAGGAAUUCUGGGAGUUGGAGGCCCAAACAGCUGGAGGGCCGCAGUUUGAGGAUGCGUGCUCUAUCUGUCUAUCUGGGGAUUUGGUUAAACAGUGAGUAAACAUGAGUAAAUUCAUGAGAAAUAUUUCACGGGGGUUGAACCCCUACCCACCCCACCCCCCCUACAGCCCUGGCCUCAGGCCCCUUUGAGGAGGAAAAGGAAAGGGUUAGGAAUGAUGGGAGUUGAAGUCCAAAACAAGGCUGAAGUUUCCCCAUGCCUGAUCUAUCCUGAGGUCUCUUCUGCAUUGCCAUACAGUCCAGUUUGGUCAAGGCAGAUCUGCUUUGAACUGGGAGAUAGGAGGCCCCUUUUGCUCUGCCAUAUCUGCUCUGAAAUGGGUUAUGUGGCAGUGUGGACUCAAGGCCCUUCCACACAGACAUAUAAACCAAAAUAUCAAGGCAGGUCAUCCACAGUCUCUGCUUUGAGCUGGAUUAUAUGGCACUAUAGACUCAGGGCCCUUCUUCCCAGACAUGUAACCCAGAAUAUCAAGGCAGAUCAUCCACUAUACCUGUUCUGAACUGGGUUAUAUGGCACUGUAGACUCAGUUCAACUGGGUUAUAUGGCGGUGUGGACUCAGAGCCCUUCCACACAGCCAUAUAAACCAAAAUAUCAAGGCAGACCAUCCACAAUAUAUGUUUUAACUGGAUUAUCUGAGGCCCCUUCUACCCUGUCAUAUCUGCUUUGAGCUGGGUUAUACUGUACAGUAGACUCAUAGCCAUAUAACCCAGAAUAUCAAAGCAGAUCCUCCACAUUUCUCCUUUGAACUGGGUUAUAUAACACUGUAGACUCAGGGCCCAUCCACACAGCCAUGUAACCCAGAAUAUCAAGGCAGAUCACCCACAAUAUCUGCUUUGAGCUGGGUUAUCAGAGCCCACACUGCCAAAUAAUGGUGUUCAGUGUGGAUUUUCUACAGCUAUGUGGAAAGGGCCUCAGGUAAUCUCCUUCAAAGCAGAUCAUAAUAAUAUAAUAAUACUUUAUUUGUAGCUCACUCCAUCUUCCCUAGAGGACUCAUGUGGAUGAUCUGAUUUAGUCUGGAUUAUUUGGCAGUCUAGACUCUAAUAAUCCAUUUCAAAGCAGAUCAUGUGGAUGUCUUGUUUUGAUAAUCUGGAUUCUAGGGCAUUGUAGAAGAAGCCUGAGUCUACAUGGCCCUAUAAUCCAUCUCAGGGCAGAUAAUGUGCAUUAUGUAAAUGGGGCCUGAACAAUCCCUUGUCCCUUUCUGAUUCCAGAACUGGAUCAAACUGCAGUGUGGACUCCUCUCUUUUCCAGUUGGACUCAGGAACCGAUUGGAUGGCAGCCUGGAUCCAUUUUGAGCUUGUAUCUACUCUCCUAUAAUCCAGAUUUGCUUUGUACUGGAUUAUAUGAGUCCAUACUGACAUAUAAUCCAGUUCAAAGCAGACAAUCUAGGGGCCCCUUCUACACUGCCAUAUACAAAUCCAGAUUAUCUGCUUUGAACAGGAUUAUAUGAGGCUGGAUUUACACUGUCAUAUAAAAUCUUUGGAGGGGAUUGUCUGGUAGGGUGCAUUCAUAUAAUCCAGUUCGAAACAGAUCUUGUGUUUUAUCUGCGUUGAUAAUCCGGAUUAUAGGGCAGUGUGGAAGGUGCCUGCUUUGAACCGGACCAGACAGCAGUGUAGACUCCUCUCCUCUGGAUUCAGAACCUGGAGUCUCCAAUUCCAUCCAUCCUGAGGGGUCUCUCCAUCUCUUUCCUGACAUCCAGACGAUUUGCUUUGAGAGGAGUCUGCUCUGUUACAGGAUCCCAAGCAGAUCAUCCGGAUUCAGAAAGGGUGCCGAUCCAGCCUGAGCGAUUCCUUCCUUCUUCCUCUCCUUCCUUCCUCCCUCCCUCCCUCCUUUCGCUGCCAAAGCAAACCCAAAGCGAGCUUUUUUCGGGAAGACCCUCUCAUUUUGCAUCCCAUCCCACAAUACCAACUCAAAGUGUGUGUUUUCCCCCCAGUGUCUAUCCUUUUCCUUCCCCUGUCGCUCCCAAAAGCCACGCAGCAGUGGAAUGAAUGCAGUUGAACUGCCCGGCCUCCAUGCUCUCCUGAUUAUUACUAGCAUUAUUAUUAUUUCCUUCCUUUCUUUCUCUCCCAGAAUUAUUCAGAAUCUGAAUAAUCCCACCGACAUUUCCAACAAAUGAAUUCCAAACUAUUCAAUAUUAGUGCGUGGAUACAGUUGUGUUGUUAUUAUUGUAUUGUCAAGUAGGUUGCUGUGAGUUUUCCGGGCUGUCUGCCCAUGUUCCAAAAGCAUUCUCUCCUGACGUUUCGCCUGAAUGUAUGGCAGGUAUCUUCAGAAGUUGUGAAGUUUGUUGGAAACUCGGCAAGUGGGGUUUAUACAUCUGUGGAAUAAUGUCCAGGGUGGGAGAAAGAACUCUUGUCUGAGGCAAUUAAUCACCUUGAUUGGCAUUGAAUAAGCCUUGCAGCUUCAAUGCCUGGCUGCUUCCUGCCUGGGGGAAUCCUUUGUUGGUAGGUGUUAUCUGGCCCUGAUUGUUUCCUGUCUGAAAUUUCCCUGUUUUCUGAGUGUUGUUCUUUAUUUACUGUCCUGAUUUGAGAGUUUUUUUAAAAUGCAUGAUGAGUCAACCUGGACACAGCAUAUUAUUUGAGAACACAGAAAUACUGGACCACUUCUAACAACUAAUAUGUCAGACUACACAUUGGAGCCAUUGAAACCCACAAGUAUGUGGACAAUUUCAACAGAAAGGAGGAAACCAUGAAAAUGAACAAAAUCUGUCUACCAGUAUUUUUAAAAAAAAUUAAAAUCAAGACAGUACAUAAAGAGCAACACUCAGAAAACAGGGGAAAUCCAGAUAGGAAACAAUCAGGGCCAGCUAAUACCUCCCAACAAAGGAUCCCCAGGCAGGAAGCAGCCAAGCUUUGAAGCUGCAAGACUGUUCAAUGCAAACUGCAACAUUCACAGAGUUCUUUCUCCCACCCUGGACAUUAUUCCACAGAUAUAUAAACCCCACUUGCCUAGUUUCCAACAUACUUCACAACCUCUGUGGAUGCCUGCCAUAGAUGUGGGCGAAACGUCAGAAGAGAAUGCUUCCGAGAAAACUCCUAGCAACCCAUUAUUAUUAUUAUUAUUAUUAUUAUUAUUAUUAUUAUUAUUAUUAUUAUUAAAUAUGCUAUGGGGUGCUUGGAGGUGUCUUUUCCCCCCACAAAGGGUGGAAAACAAAAAUAAUCCCACCAUCCCCAUUUGGGGGGUCAAAACUGCAUUCAUUCUACACAGUGUCACAACGUGUGAAAUAAUUUUUCUGUUCCUGGUUGGAAAGUGUCAUUUCCCAUUUCCGUUCGUGGCCCUUAUUUGGAAAGUCGUAGUUAUAUUCCAAAAACUUUGUUUUUGCGGCUGCCAGGAAAUACAUGGAGUUGGGUGAGAGCAAAGGAGACGUGGAUUGAAAGCCUAUGGCAAAGACAGUGGUGUCCGAAGGUGGGGCAAAAACAAAGUUUGGGCAGUAAAUGAACUUUCCCCAUAUUUUAGGGCACGGCCGAUUAGGAAAUGAUGUUUAUAAGCCAGGAACAAAAAGUGGUCUGGAUCACGUAUGGGCAAAGUUAGGUGUUUUGGACAUCUGGAGGACCCAAGUUUGCCCAUGAAUGGUCUGGAUAAUGGUCUAGAUGCCCCCAUUGUUGUCCUCUCCUCUCCUUUCUUGAUCCCUGGCCUCUGUUUCUCGACAUCAUACCAUUGUUCUGUUUGAAAACAAAAGACAAGACGUGCCUAACUGCCUCUCAAUAAUAACCUUUCAGCGCCUUGCCGGGGGAAGGAAUAUUGUUUUUCUCCAAGGACUUUCCCCCCAUGUUCCUGCUUCUUUUCCCUCCGCUUUGGCUGGAUGGGGCUCAGAAAAAAAAAGACUGACUUUCUUCCUUCAAUUCGCCACCUUCUUCCUCUUUUUCUCGGACUAUUAUUAUUAUUAUUUAUACGAUGCCUUCGGAAGCAGGUGGACCACAGUGGAGUUUUUCCUCGCUUUCCUUCUCUGGCUUUCUCCAAACGGGUUUGGUGCCGGAUCCUGACGGUUUGUACUCUCCUUGGAGCUUCCAGAAGGUUUUUAUUUUUUACUUUUCCAGACUCUUCCCCCCCCCCCUCAAAGGACAUAACACGAAUCGGGUUGGGGUCCCCAAGAAGGACAAUGAGAAGAAGGUAAAGAAAGCGAAAUCCGCUUUGGGUUGCUUUGGGACUGGGGCUCUCUUUGCUUUGGAAAAAAAAUCCCAAAACAAAACAAAAUAUUGUCUUUAUAGCGCACUUGCAGAUAGCCAUAUAACCCAGAGUAUCAAGGCAAAAAUAUCCCACAAUAUCUGCUUUGAAUUGGGUUAUCUGAGGACCCUUCCGCACAGCUAUAUAUCCUAGAAUAUUAAGGCAGAAAAUCCCAUAAUAUCUGCUUUGAAUUGGGUUAUAUGGGCCCUUUCAUGCGGUCCUAUAUCCCAGAAUAUCAAGACAGAAAUUCCCAUAAUAUGUGCUUUAAACUGGGUUAUAUGAGUUCACACUGCCAUAUAACCCAGGGCCCUUUCAUGCAGCCCUAUAUUCCAGAAUAUCAAGACAAAAAAUCCCAUAAUAUCUGCUUUGAAUUGGGUUAUAUGAGUCCACACUGCCAUUUAACCCAGGGCCCUUUCAUGCAGCCCUAUAUCCCAGAAUAUCAAGACAAAAAAACCCUGUAAUACCUGCUUUGAAUUGGGUUAUCUGAGUCCACACUGCUAUAUAACCCAGGACCCUUCCACACAGCCCUAUAUCCCAGAAUAUCAAGACAAAAAAAUCCCAUAAUAUGUGCUUUGAACUGGGUUAUAUGAGUCCACACUGCCAUAUAACCCAGGGCCCUUUCACACAGCCCUAUAUCCCAGAAUAUCAAGGCAGAAAAUCUCACAUUAUAAGUGUGGACUCAGAUAACCCAGUUCAAAGCAGAUAUUGUGAGAUUUUCUACCUUGAUAUUCUGUGUGGAAGGGCCCCCUGAUAACCCAGUUCAAAGCAGAUAAUAUGGGAUUGUAUACAGUUGUGUGGAAAGGGGCCAUCGUUUCCCCUCUCCCGCCCUGGUACGUCUACACUGUAGAAUUAACGCGGUUUAACACAACUUUGACUGCCUUGAGACAAGGCUAUGGAAUCCCGGGUUUGGUGGUUUGGAGAUGAGAUUGAGAGCCUUUCCACACAGCCCUAUAUCCCAGAAUAUCAAGGCAGGAAAUCCCACAAUAUCUGCUUUGAAUUGGUUUAUCUGAGUUCACACUGCCAUAUAUUCCAAUUCAAAGCAGAAAAUGUGGGAUUUUAUUCAGCUGUUUAGAACAGCCCAUAGAGAAGGAUAAAAGAAAAAACUCUUUAAAUUACAAAUCCCAGGAUUGCAACGCAUUGGGCCCCAUCUACAUUGCGAAAUAAUAAUAAUAAUAAUAAUUAUUAUUAUUAUUAUUAUUAUUAUUAUUAUUAUUAUUAUUAUUAUUUUAUUAUGACACAGCAAACAAGAUAGAUAUGCUGGAUUUCGUAUCACAAAAUCACAAGUCGAACACUUCCCAAGUGUCUAGGACUGUGUGAUGUAUUUUCGGAUGAUGCGUGCAGACCCCAGUAGGGUGGCCUUUUGCAGUUGGCCAGGAGACUCAGGGCGGCUUCCAAAACAAGGCAGGCAAUCAAUGCCCCAUAUGAUAGAAAAUAACAUCUUGAAAUUAAAUUAAAAUCAAUCCGGGACGGUCUAAUCGCAUGAAACUGGAUGUUAUGAUUCUAUCUAACACUAGAAUCGUAUAAUAAUCGUAGAAAUCCAGUUCAGACUGCAUUAUAUAAAGGGAUCAUAUAAUUCCCUUUACUGUGCAUUAUAAGAGCAGUGUAGAUGAGGGCCAGAGUCUGCACUAAUAAUAAUAAUAAUAAUAAUAAUAAUAAUAAUAAUAAUAAUAAUAAUAAUGUUUUAAUAAUAAUAACCAAUAAUGAUCAGAUUGUAUAACAGUAUCCGAUAGGAUAAUUAUUAUUUUUAUUUAUACCCUGCUUUCUCUGCACUAUUUAUUAUUAUUAUUAUUAUUAUUAUUAUAAUAUUGGUUUUAAUAAUAAUAACCAAUAAUAAUAAGUGCAGACGCUGGCCCCAUCUACACUGCUAUUAUAAUACAGAUUGAAGGGCAUGAUGAGUUAAUUUAAUGCAGUAUCCGAUAGGAUAGGAUGGCAUUAUUAUUAUGUUUAUUUAUACUCCACUUUCUCUGCACAUUAUUAUUGGUUUUAAUAAUAAUAAUAAUAAUAAUUGCAAACUCUGGCCCGAUCUACACUGCUAUUAUAAUGCAAAUUGAAGGGCAUGAUCACUUUAUAUAGUUCAGUAUCCGAUAGGGUAGGAUAAUUAUUGUUAUUAUGUUUAUUUAUACUCCACUUUCUCUGCACAUUAUUAUUGAUUCUAAUAAUAAUAAUAACAAUAAUAACAAUAAUAACAAGUGCAAACUCUGGCCCCAUCUACACUGCUAUUAUAAUACAUAUUGACGGGCAUGAUCAGUUUAUACAAAGCAGUAUCCGAUAGGAUAAGAUAAGAUAAUUAUUAUUGGUUUUAACAACAACAACAAUAACCAAUAAUAAUAAGUGCAGACUCUGGCCCCAUCUACACUGCUAUUAUAAUGCAAAUUGAAUGGAAUGAUAUGAUCACUUUAUAUAAUGCAAUAUCCGAUAGGAUAGGAUAAGAUUGUUAUUAUUAUUGCUUUUAAUAAUAAUAAUAACAAUAACAACAACAACAAUAAUAAGUGCAGUCUCUGGCACCAUCUACACUGCUAUUAUAAUGCAGAUUGAAGGGCAUGAUCACUUUAUAUAGUUCAGUAUACGAUAGGAUAGGACUAUAACUAUUAUUAGUAUUAUUAAUAUUAUUGGUUUUAAUAAUAAUAAUAAUAAUAAUAAUAAUAAUAAUAAUAAUAACCAAUAAUAAUAAUAGGUGCAGACUCUGGUCCCAUCUACACUGCUAUUAUAAUGCAGAUUGAAGGGCAUGAUCACUUUAUAUAGUUCAGUAUCCGAUAGGAUAGGACUAUAACUAUUAUUAUUAUUGAUUUUAAUAAUAAUAAUAAUAACAACCAAUAAUAAUAAUAGGUGCAGACUCUGGUCCCAUCUACACUGCUAUUAUAAUGCAGAUUGAAGGGCAUGAUCACUUUAUAUAGUUCAGUAUCCGAUAGGAUAGGACUACAAUAAUAAUAAUAAUAAUAAUAAUAAUAAUUAUUAUUAUUAUUAUAGUCAUAUCCUAUCGGAUAUUAUUAUUAUUAUGUUUAUGUUUAUUUAUACCCCGCUUGCUCUCUCUCUACACAAAGAGACUCAAAGCGGCUUCCAGGAAAACCCAAUGCAAUGUAGAACCUAAAACGCAGACAAACAUGAAAAUAGAAUUAAAUAUUGACGGUAUUUGAAAAAGAAACAGUUUACAAUCCUUUUAAAAUGUAUUCAAAGUGAAACCGCGCGGUAUGGCGGUGUAGAUGGGGGCCUGCGUCAGGGCGGUGUCAAACUGCGUUAAGUCAAGAGUAUAGACGCACCCUCGGCUCACCGUUUGAGUUGGGGAGCCGUGCGUAUUUACAAGUAGGCUGGAUUCGCAAUGCAAAAGAAUGGGGUUUGAGCCCCAUUAGACCCAUAUAAUGUGCUUCAAGGCAGUUCAGAUUCCAUCAUAUGACAAUAAUGAAUCAUUUUGGGAGUGUAGAUCCAGCCAUAAAAGGAGUUUGUCCAUCUGAUCCAACAGACAAACGGAGGGCGCAUUGUUUGGGCAUAUUUUUCCAUUGUCCUCCAUACACUGUAUUGAUCCCAGAGACAUGUCAGGAGCCCAGGGUGUCGUUUCCAUUGCCCUUGGAUCUCAAAUAGGAAAGGCCUCAUCCAUGGAAAGACCUUGCCAACUUCCUCAUCGAAAGGAUAAAUAUAUUUUUCUCUCUCUUUUCCCAUGAAAUGAAACAUAUCCCAUCAUCCCGGCUUUUCCUGUUGAAAACAGCCCCCCAAAACACUUCUCUUCUUCUUCGACAAUAUUCGCUAUCUUUCUGCCAAGUUUAUAUGGAAAUCAAGAGAACUGUACAGUUUUGUAUAUUCUAAAUGGGGUUUUUGUUUAUGUUUUGUUUUUUUGAGGGAGGGGGGUGGAGUUCUUAAUUUAAAUAAAGGGGAGGGGGGAAAGAUCAUUUAGAUUCUUCAUUUAGUAACUGAUGUAUAAUAAACGCUAUUUUCAUUUAAAAAAAAAACCUCAAAAAGAUUGCUUUUUUCAAGUAUAAUAAUAAUAAUCAACGGCCUCCCGCAGCGGCCAAGAAUUAUUUAUUUUCCAAUAAAUAACGCAUUAUGUUUUUUAAACAAAGUUUUUAAUUUUUUUGCCAAAAAAGUAAAUAAAUAAGGCAACCGUCAAAGGAAGGAAGACUAAGACGGAAAAGAAUAAUAAUUUGCUUUUGAUGUUUUGAUUGUUCAACCAUUUUUAGUUCAAGGAACUGGGGUUUAUAUGGAUGCAAUAUUUUGUUGUAAAGACAGACACACAAAGGAAGUCUAAAUAAAACAUUUUGAUAAUUUAAAAAUGCAGAAAGAAAGAGAGAGGCAACAUAUUGUGUUAUUUGUGCAAAGUGUCCAGAGCCGAGAAAGGGUUGUUUUAAGGCAGGUCUCGGUUUCAAACCUUCCACUAUCCCUUCAUACACUGUUUACAAAUGUGUGCAUAUGUAUCUAUACAAUCUGGUGUAUGUGUUUGCGAAUAUACACACUGGUGGAUUAUUUCUACAUAUACCUGUUUCCCCCCAAAAUAAGACAGGGUCUUAUAUUAAUUUUUGCUCCAAAAGAUAGGUUAGGGCUUGUUUUCAGGGGCAGUCUUAUUUUUCCAAACUGACUUUUUAAAUUAACUCUAGGGCUUCUAUUUUGAGCAUCCUCAGAAAUGCUGAAAAAUCAUAACAGGUCUUAUUUUCAGGGUAGAACUUAUUUUUGGGGAAGGAAAGUAUAUGUGCAUUUUUGGGAACAGCUUGCCCAUAUACAUAUGGUGAAACAAAUGUUUUUGUUAUCCAUGGACACAAUACCCACAUCUACAAAUACGUAUAUAUUUACCCACAUGCACACAUCUAUAUAUGUUUAUGCAGGAUAGAUCCAGUUUGUGGGUGUAUAUGUGUGUAUUAUUGCUAUUGUAAUUGUUGUUAUUAUUAUUAUUGUUACUACUGCUACAUGUGGAUGGUAUGGAGGCCUUGGCAAAGACAAGAGGCUGGGGCUGGUUGGUUUGCAGUUUGCAGGCUUUCAAAAAGGAAAUCUAUUUAUCAUUAAUAAUAAGAAUAUUAAUAAGGAAAUAGAAAGAAAAUGAAAAUCUAUUAAUCAUUGAUAAUAAUAAUAAUAAUAAUAAUAAUGAAAUAGGAAGAAAAAUAUAUCAUUAAUAAUAUUAAUAAUAAUAGAAAUAGGAAGAAAAAGGAAAUAUAUCAUUAAUAAUACUAAUAAUAAUAAUAAUAAUAAUAAUAAUGGAAAUAGGAAGAAAAAGGAAAUCUAUUUACCAUUAAUAAUAAUAAUAAUAAUAAUAAUAAUAAUAAUAAUAAUAAUAAUAGAAAUAGGAAGAAAAAUGAAAUCUAUCAUUAAUAAUAGUAUUAAUAAUAAUAGAAAUAGGAAGAAAAAAGAAAUAUAUCAAUAAUACUAAUAAUGGAAAUAGGAAGAAAAAGGAAAUCUAUUUACCAAUAAUAAUAAUAAUAAUAAUAAUAAUAAUAAUAAUAAUAAUAAUAAUAAUUUUUGAUAAACUUGUUUUCUGUUGGGAAGAGACAUUUCCAGAGGAAGGAAGUAGCAAAAAUGAUCUCUGAUUAUUUCUUGCCUAAGAAAACCCUAUGAAGUUUAUGGGAUCUCCGUAAAACCAGAGGCAACUUGAAGGCACAUAUAUGUACACAGAGAGACUUUCAUUCUGAAAGCUGAGAUACUACAAAGGUUACUGCCUAUAUAUGUAUAUGUAUAUAUGUGUGUGUGACUUCAAGUUGCCUGUCCUCUUAGGACGACCCCAUGCAUUUCAUAGGAUUUUUCUCAGGCAACAACAGGCCUCUACCAAUCUCCUAAAGCCAAAGGAGUUUGGGGGAGAAAGAAAAGGGAAUUUUCUUUCCCUGCAUUCUAGAAAGAGAAUAUUCUAAAGCCUUUUCCUUUGGAGAAAUGCUAGCAAUAUAAAGAUCUCUCUCUCUCUCUCUCUAAAUGCUAUGACUUUAUGUGGCGGGUGUUAUGUAAGAAACUCUUUGUUUUCCCAUAUAUAUGUGUGUGUAUAACGACAACAUUUUAUUAAGGUCCAAAGACCUUAUUGCACCCUAGGUGUAUAAGGUAUGCAGAUUAAUGAGAUGUAUGUAUAUAUACACACAUAGGUAGACUGUUUACAUCUGUGGAUUUUGUUUCCGAAAGAUACCAAAUCCAAACUAAUCGAAUAAUAAAUUAUAAGUUGGCAGCUUAUCAUUGCUGGCUAGGAGUAAAAUAUUAUGUGCCGAUCAAAAAUGGGCAAAUUGCAUUUUAUAGCCAAAAAAUGCAUAUUCUCUGCAUAUUUUUUUCAAAAAUAUUCAGAUGGAUUUGGUACCUUUUGGAAACAAGCUAUCUCUUUCCACACGGACACGAAUGUGUUUAUGUGCAUGUAAACAAAUACUUACGCCAAUAUAGAUAUGUGUGUGUAUAAUCUAUAUUUUUAUCCACACACAUAUACACACAAACAGAAACGGUUUGCUAAAUGUGUAUUUAUAAAUGUAUAUGUGUGUGAGAGUGAGCGGAUAUCAAAAUUCAUGUGUUUUCCCAUAUAUGCAUAUUGACAGACAGCUUACAUACACAUGACUGUAAGUGUAUACAGAUGUGUGUAUCUGUACAAUCUGCCGGUGUAUGUGUUUGCAUAUAUACACACUGGUGGAUUAUUUUUUACAUAUAUAUGCCUGCUUGGGAACAGUUUGCCCAUAUAUACACAUGGCAAAACAAAUGCUUUUGUUAUCCAUUCAUACAAUACCCACAUGUACACAUACAUAUGCAUUGAUGUUUAUGCAGGAUAGAUCCAGUUUGUGUGUUUAUAUAUGUACAUUGUUGUUAUCAUUGUUAGUGCUACAUUUGCGUGGUAUGGAGGCCUUGGCAGAGGCAAGAGACUAGGGCUGGUUUGCUUGCACUUUGUUUGCUGGCUUUCAAAAAGGAAAUCUAUUUAUCAUCUAUCUUUCAAUGCUCAAUCACCAUUCUUUGUGGCUUGUAGAAAAAAAAGUAGUAUUAAACUACACAACCCUUGUGGAUGGAGAAUAUCCAAGAUUGCAGUGAUCCUGUUGUAAAUGAAUAGGAUAUAUGUGUGUGUGCGCAUGUGUAUGUGUACACACACACACACGUGUAUAUAUCUGGGUGAUAUAUGGGUCUAAGUUGUACAUUUGGUAACUUAGGGAUCCUGUUGUAAAUGAAUAGGAAAUGUGUGUGUGUGUGUGCACACACGUGCACACACACAAAUAUCUGGGUUAUAUAUGGGUAUAGGUUGUGCAUUUGGCAACUUAGUGAUCCUGUUGUAAAUAAAUAGGAAAUAUGUGUGUGUGUGAAUGAUGUGUGUAUGUGUGUGUGUGUGUGUGUGUAUACACAUACACACACUCAUAUAUCUGGGUGAUAUGUGAAUCUAAGUUGUCUGUUUGGCAACUUAGUGAUUCUGUUGUAAAUGAAUAGGAAAUAUAUGUGUGUGUGUAUAUGUAUAUGUAUGUGCGCACGUACACACACACACAAAUAUCUGGGCGAUAUAUGGAUCUAAGUUGUCCGUUUGGCAAUUUAGUGAUACUGUUGUAAAAGAAUAGGAAAUAUAUGUGUGUGUAUGUAUGUAUGUAUGUAUGUGUGUGUAUACACACACACACACACACACAAAUAUCUGGGCGAUAUAUGGGUCUAAGUUGUCAGUUUGGCAACUUAGUGAUCCUGUUGUACAUGAAUAGGAAAUACAUGUGUGUGUAUAUAUGUAUAUGUAUGUGCGCACGCGCACGCACACACACACACACAAAUAUCUGGAUGAUAUAUGGAUCUAAGUUGUCCUUUUGGCAACUUAGUGAUUCUGUUGUAAAUGAAUAGGAAAUACAUGUGUGUGUGUAUAUGUAUAUGUAUGUGCACACACACGCACACACACACAAAAAUAUCUGGGUGAUAUAUGGAUCUAAGUUUUCCAUUUGGCAACUUAGUGAUUCUGUUGUAAAAGAAUAGGAAAUAUAUGUGUAUGUAUGUAUGUGUGUGUGUGUAUACACACACACACAUACAAACAUAAAUAUCUGGGCUAUAUAUGGGUCUAAGUUGUCAGUUUGGCCUUUCCCCUUUGCCCCCUAAUCGUGUCCAUUUCAACUUAAGGACUGUCCAAGGCCUGCCUGACUUUCUCUCCCUCUCUCUCUUUCUUUCUUUCUUUCUUUCUUUCUUUCUUUCUUUCUUUCUUUCUUUCUUUCUUUCUUUCUUUCUUUCUUUCUUUCUUUCUUUCUUUCUUUCUUUGCGUGGGGAUGGCCUCUGCUGCCUCCUCAGCCACUCCAACGUGCUAUCCUUUCUCUCUUUCUCUCCCUUUCUUUCUCUCGCUCUGUCCUUCAGAGGCCAGGGCUAUAGGUCUGCCCUGCUAGGUCUGGCUUAGCCCCUUCCUUGGCACCAUUGGUGGGUCAGCGACAAAAGAAAGGGGCAAACAAAAUGGGUUCACCCUUUGCCCUCCCUUGACCUCGGUGGGCAAGUUGGGAGACAUCUGACUUGCCAAUGAUCCUACAGAAAGGGACAUAGUGUGUGGAUGGAGGUCUUGGCAAAGACGAGGCUGGGGCUGAUUUGUUUGCAGUUUGCUGGCUUUUAAAAGGAGAUCUAUUUAUCACACUGGCCAAUACUUAUUUGGUGCUUCAAAUGGUAGCCCUUGUUUUGUUUCUUUGACCUAAUGGUUCCAAAAACUACACCCCACCCGUUCCCCCGUCACCUCUAAUUUUUGAGAUACAGAAUAUAUGGCAUAUGCCAGUUUCCAAUAGAAAAACCAUGAUAAUCAAUACCACAUCUAAGAAACCAGAACAAAUAAUAAUAAUACAGUCUAUCCAAAUGCAAUUUUCUGAAUCAGUUCCCCAAAGAACGCCAGGAAAAGGGCUGAGUUUCUGUUGUUGUUGGUUUGUGUUAUCUAUUUAUCUUUCAAUCUAUCCUCUUUGUUUGUGAGUUGUAGAAAAAAGAAGUACUAAGUAUAGUUUGGGAGGGGAAAAAACCUUUGUGGAUGGGGAAUCUCCGCAAUGUCUGUGAUCCUGUUGUAAAUUAAUAAUAGGAAGUUAGGAACCAUAUAUGCUGGAUCAUGAUGUCCAUCAUCUGUCUUGUGUAUUCAGUGUGUAAUCCUGCCCUGCAUUUGUACUCCUUGUGUUUAGCUUUCACAAGCUUUCUUAUGAUGGAAUAGUUCAGAUGAGCCACUCAAAGGCCCUAUGUGAUCCAUACUGAAUUGCAAAAAUAAUAAUAUACCGUCAGGCUCCAGUUUGUUACGCAUUGGUUCCUGGAGCCUCUUUAUAUCCCAGUGUUUUUGUCUCACUUGGAAUAAUUCAAAAACUGUCUGAAAUCCAACCAUUGGAGCUAAUCUGGGAAGGAAGAAAUAGGAUGCAACAAUACUCUUUGAAAUGCCCAUAAGUGAUAUUAUAAUGCAGAAUAUUCUAAGACGAAUCUCCCCUCCGCCACGCAAUGUCUGUGUGGCGCAGGAAAGAAACACUGUGUUCCCAAACGGUUCAGUGAUUCCGUCCUGGCCGUAUAUUCUCUCCUGUGUUUUCUAUCAGUCAGACUCCAUUCUCUUCAGAAUGGAUUUGUAAGAGUCUGGGGCUCAGCAAUGGGCACUGAUGGAUCUGUUGAGAAUGGUUGCCGGAGCAGUUAAAUGGACAUGAAUUCGCCUCCUUUUGUUGCAUAUUUAGCUAUUGUCACCCCCAACCUUUGGGAACCGAAGGGGGGAUCCUUGGCCUGGCUUUAGUUCCCAUAAAAGCUCCAGACGUGGCUGGAAAGGGCAGGAGGGGGUGGGAUUCAGGGGGUUUCUUAGGAUUGUCGUUUAUAAAAAUGGGGAGGAAAAAUAGACUUAGGAAAAUAAACAAUAACCAUUGAUUAUAGGCAGUGGGAUGACAGUGAGUUUUGUUUGUAUUUCUUCCCUAUAACCAAGGUGUCGGUUGUAGGAAAAUCAGGCAAAAGAUAGACAAUCAGUGCAAAAAAAACAUCAAUUGAAACAUUAAUCCAGGCAACCAGGAGGGUUGGGGGCCAGGAAAAAGAAGGGAGGAAGGCCAGGCCCACACAACAUAUCCUUCAAGAGCAAAGAGAAAGAGUGACGGCCACACUUUAGUAAAUCUAGGCUUAUUUUUAAAAACAAAUCCUUACUUAAUAUGCACAGCUUCCCAUUUGCUCCUAUUACAUCAAGCUGUGAGAAAGAGAGAAAACAGGGCAGUGGGUGCCCUUGUUGUGAUUGUUGCAUAUUAUUAUUAUUAUUUUCCUGAUUUUAUCUCUUGAUUUGAGACACAUUAAAGCGCAUUUUCAAAAUCUAUAGCAUAUACGUAUUAAAACAGAAUUAAACAAACGUGCGAAUAAAUUAUCCUCUCCAUCCCUUUCUAGCCCCUUCCCUUCUCUAAAUAGUUUUUGUGCUUUAGCCUUCGACAGACUUCUAUUUUCUAGAUUUUAAUGUGAAAUGUCUUGUAUGAGACUGUACCCCACUCUCCUUAUGCUGGUCCAUGGCCAUAAAAAAAGAUCUUUGAUUUUGAUCUUUUGAUUACAAAUACAGUAGAGUCUCACUAAUCCAAGCCUCGCUUAUCCAAGCCUCUGGAUAAUCCAAGCCAUUUUUGUAGUCAAUGUUUCCAAUAUAUCGUGAUAUUUUGGUACUAAAUUCGUAAAUACAGUAAUUACAACAUAACAUUACUGCGUAUUGAACUACUUUUUCUGUCAAAUUUGUUGUAUAACAUGAAGUUUUGGUGCUUCAUUUGUAAAAUCAUAACCUAAUUUGAUGUUUAAUAGGCUUUUCCUUGAUCAGUCCUUAUAAUCCAAGAUAUUCGCUUAUCCAAGCUUCUGCCGGCCCAUUUAGCUUGAUUAGUGAGACUCUACUGUACAUUAAAAUCCCUUAAAAUGCUUAGAAAUAAUUCAAGUGGUGUAUAUAUAUAUAUAUAUAUAUAUAUUAACCCCAUGGCUCAUGCUUUAAAACUUUCUUCCUCAAAGGCCUGUCUGGAUUUUAAAAAUAAUUAAUCUUAUAUAUGACACAGAGCUUGAGGGUUGUUAUUCGUGAGAGACUUCAGAACAGUAAGGUUUUUCAUUAAUAAUGGAGUCAGGAUGAUGAUGAUGAUGAUGAUGAUGAUGCUGAUAAUAAUAAUAAUAAUAAUAAUAAUAAUAAUAAUAAUAAUAAUACACUUUAUUUAUAUUCUGCUCUACCUCCCCGAGGGAACUUAGAAUGGAUUGCAACAUACACAGAUAGGCAAACAUUCAGUGCCUUUAAUACAGUGGAAUAACAAUGACGUACAAAUACACAGAACAAAGGUAAAGGCUUCGCCUUUCAUCUCCGGCUUUCUGGAAGUGGCUCUCAACUCUGGCCAUGGGGAGGUGCUCUUGUUCCAUUUCCAAUCUGGGGAGCCUGUCGUCUGUAGACACGUCCUGAUUGUGUUGCCGGCAAGGCUGCAUGGGCGCCUUUAAUACCUUCCCACUGAAGCGGUACCUAUUAAUCUACUCACAUUUGCAUGUUUUCGAACUGCUAAGUUGGCAGGAGCUAGGGUUGACAGCAGGAGCUCAUCCCGACCAGCAGUUUUGAACUGCUAACUUUUAGGUCAGCAGAUUCAACAGUUCAACCUGUUGGGCCAUCACAGCCGUUAAUCAGCGUGGGUUCUGACAAUUAAGAAAAGUGAUAGUUUUGUAUCCAUCUCAAAAUAGGCUUCUCCUCCACCUUUGGUACUUUGUCUGGUCAAUUGCCCACAAAAGCUCCAUUGCUUUCCAAGAAGGCUUCUGGGAUGCUUUGGAGUAAAAUCCCAGGAAGGAAAACCCACAGUCAUAGAUAGAUAGAUAAAUGGAUCCAUGAAAAUAUUUCAGAAGAAAAUGUGACAAAGGAAGAUGAGGGAACCCUUAGAAAAUGCUUCCAGUCAGAGCAAACUGGCAUUGGGAUGGAUGGAGAAAGACCUGGCCCUAGAUCUGGAGGUUCAGGUUGUAGCCCUGGAAGGAUUUUAACCAGAACCCAGAGCUGGGUUAUCCAGAUGUUUUGGAGCACCAUUGUGUUGACCCGUGUUUAGCUGGACCUUUAGGGAGGCCAAAACCAACUCCUUAGUUGCUCAGCCCAUCAUCCAUGUUUCAUUGAAUGAGUUUGAUGAGUUUUCUCAUCUAAAUGUUUCCAUCUCAUCUGUUUUAUUCCCUUCUGCCUUAAUGACGUUUUUAUCAAAGUUGUGCCAAAACAAGCCAAAUAACCAACAAUUUAGGACCCCAUAUAUAUGUUAACUCGGUGCUAAUUAUGAUAUAAUCAUAAUUAGGACCAAGUUAACAACAAAACCACUAGGCCAAAUCACACCAAAUUUGGCCACAAUACUCAUCACUUUCCAAGGUGACCAUCAAAAAAGAAAGAAAGAAAGAAAGAAAGAAAGAAAGAAAGAAAGAAAGAAAGAAGGAAAGAAAGAAAGAAACAAAGCCAGAAAAAUCCCAUUGUUACCCAACUUGAAUACCAUUGAAUAGCCUUGCAGCUUCAAAGCCUGGCUGCUUCAUACCUAGGGGACUCCAUUGUUGGCCAACUUGAAUACCAUUGAAUAGCCUUGCAGCUUCAAAGCCUGGCUGCUUCAUACCUAGGGGACUCCAUUGUUGGCCAACUUGAAUACCAUUGAAUAGCCUUGCAGCUUCAAAGCCUGGCUGCUUCAUACCUAGGGGACUCCAUCAUUGGCCAACUUGAACAACAUUGAAUAGCCUUGCAGCUUCAAAACCUGGCUGCUUCAUACCUAGGGGACUCCAUUGUUGGCCAACUUGAAUACCAUUGAAUCACCUUGCAGCUUCAAAACCUGGCUGCUUCAUACCUAGGGGACUCCAUUGUUGGCCAACUUGAACAACAUUGAAUAGCCGUGCAGCUUCAAAACCUGGCUGCUUCAUACCUAGGGGACUCCAUUGUUGGCCAACUUGAAUACCAUUGAAUAGCCUUGCAACUUCAAAGCCUGGUUGCUCUAUACCUAGGGGACUCCAUUGUUGGCCAACUUGAACAACAUUGAAUAGCCUUGCAGCUUCAAAGCCUGGCUGCUUCAUACCUAGGGGACUCCAUUGUUGGCCAAAUUGAAUACCAUUGAAUACCCUUGCAGCUUCAGAACCUGGCUGCUUCAUACCUAGGGGACUCCAUUGUUGGCCAACUUGAAUACCAUUGAAUAGCCUUGCAACUUCAAAGCCUGGUUGCUCUAUACCUAGGGGACUCCAUUGUUGGCCAACUUGAACAACAUUGAAUAGCCUUGCAGCUUCAAAGCCUGGCUGCUUCAUACCUAGGGGACUCCAUUGUUGGCCAACUUGAAUGCCACGAAGAAAACUCCACAGCAACGCGUGGCCGGGUACAGCUAGUAUGUAUGUGUAUGUGUGUGUGUGUGUGUGUGUGUGUGUGUGUGUAUACACACACACACACAUACAUACAUACAUACACACACACUGUAUCUGUGUGUGUGAGUUUUAUGUAACACUCUUUUCCUUGGCCUAUGUUUGAAAGCCUUGAUCCAGUUCUUUGUAUGCCAUUUGGUUGAGAGUCUCAUCCUGCGCUUUCCAUCUAUUCAAGACUUCUAGUGGGUGGCAAUGAAAAAAGUGUGUGCUUUCACCCACCAUUUUCGCGGCCCCAGACUGGGAUGCCAUGGAUGACGGUGGGCUGCGUUUGGCUUGUAGGGUCACAGCUUGGGCAGGCUUACUGUAAUGUAUGCAGACUGCAUGAAUGGAGAUGAUAAUGUAUGCAGGUGGUAUGAAGCAUUACAUGCAGGAAAGGAGCUGAGGUUUUGUUGAUGAUUAUCCCGGCCUUGAAAUCCCUGGUUAAAAAACAAGCCCUAUUUUAUUUUAUUUUUUUACUGGGCUGUUUCAAAUCCUGGGUUGGGAUGGGAGAAUGCCGCUUUCCUCCACGAGAAAUCUCCCAUCUUAUUAACGAUAGGAUUUAUUUAUUUCCAAGCCCUUGUAACAGUAAGCUGGCCCUGUUUUUUCCCCACUGGGGAUACUCAGAUAAUUAGUGUGCGUCUGCUUGUGUAGGCUGAAAUUUAAUAAGAUCCCCCUUCUACGUAGAGGACUUAUCAAUUAAAUAGGCCGUACCCAGAAUUAUAAGCAUAUUUUGGCUAGAAUGGCUCCCACAAAGGAUUGAGGCUGUGUAUUGCUUCCCAAAUCUGGGCAGAGAGGGGAAACAUCAAUUCCCAAACUCACAAUCAUUCUUUGCAAAAAUUGCGCUAUUGCUGUAAUUAAAAUAUUGUAACUUAGCACACAGGAGUAGAAUUAAAAUUGUCUAAGGAAUUCGAACUCGCUGUCGUUUAAGGUAAUUGUAUAUCAAUGGUUUUCGUAUCCAAUAUCUAUAGGAAAGAUUGGAAUACCUCAACGAUUUUGGAAUCUGGAAAUUUUCAGAGAGAGAUUGCAACCCUCUCUGUAUUGACCUGGGAGCAAAUGGAUACUCAUUCAGACAUUAUUACUUCUAAGUAGUUAUAUAUAGGAUAAGCUGGAAAAUGUUAAAUUGCCUCUGUGUCUGUCUGUAUGUUGUAUGUUUGCCAUGUAUAUGUGCAUUGUGAUCCACCCUGUGUCCCCUUUGGGGUGAGAAGAGUGGAAUAUAAACACUGUAAAUAAUAAUAAUAAUAAUAAUAAUAAUAAUAAUAAUAAUAAUAAUAAUAAUAUAGAAUUGCAGCAGCCUGUGCAUCCUAUAAUAUAAUUCAAACAUUAUUACUUCUAAGUAGUUAUAUAUAGGACAUAUACAAUUGCAGCGUCCGGCAGAAGCUUGGAUAAGCAAAUAUCUUGGAUAAUAAGGAGGGAUUAAUGAAAAGCCUAUUAAACAUCAAAUUAGGUUAUGAUUUUACAAAUUAAGUGCCAAAACAUCAUGUUAUACAGCAAAUUUGACAAAAAAAGUAGUUCAAUACGCAGUUAUGUUAUGUUGUAAUUACUGUAUUUACUAAUUUAGCACCAAAAUAUCAUGAUAUAUUGAAAACAUUGACUACAAAAAUGUGAUGGAUAAUCCAGAAGCUUGGAUAAGCAAGGCUUGGAUAAGUGAGACUCUACUGUAGUUAUAUAUAGGACAUUUAGAAUUGCAGUGGCCUGUGCAUCCUAUGGUCAUGCAACUGGAUGCUUUCCUUUUGUUUGCAUUCUCCUUGCUCUUGAACCCAUCCAAUGCUUACAUUUCAUUUGGCAGCUGAAAGGCAGAAAUACAAGACAAGGCCGGCAUAAUAAAAAAUAAGGAGAGAAGUUUUCAGAGGAACUGAGUCUCAAGGAAACCCAUUUCAGGAGAAAGUUCUUUUGUGCUUCUCUUUUCAAGGUCUGGCCAAAGGAAAUGCUUUCCUGCCACCUAAUGUUAAGCACAGAUCACUGUCGGCUUUCUCCUCCAGCCGGUUUGCAUAAAUAUAUUCAUGACACACACCGACUGGAGCAUUAAGCAAGAUUUGGGAGGCUUGAAUGGGAUAUUGCAAGUUAAUCAGAAAGAGAAGACUUUCCCAAUCACCUGAUGUGAACUCAUUCCCUUCUCUUCCCACAUUUCAUACAUUCAUCGGAGAACAAUCAAGUCUUGAGGAAACAUGGGAUAAAAGCUCAGCCGUGAUGCAUAUAUAUAUAUGAAUCAAGAUUUCGCUAAAUAUAUGUGUAUAUGUAUAUAUGUGUGUGUGUGUGUGUGUAUACCACACACACAUAUUAAUGUAUAUUAAGGAAUACACACACACACACAGGUAUGUGAAUCAGAAUUUAGCUUAAUAAUAAUAAUAAUAAUAAUAAUAAUAAUAAUAAUAAUAAUAAUAAUAAUAAUAAGGCCUAAAAGGCCUUUAAAGGCCUGUCUGGAUUUUAAAAAUAGUUACCAUAUAUACUCGAAUAUAAGCCGAUCCAAAUAUAAGCCGAGGCAUCUAAUUUUACCACAAAACAACUGGGAAAUCAUUGACUCAAGUAUAAGCUGAGGGUGGUACAUUUCAGAAAUAAAAAUAGGUACCAAAAAAUUACAUUAAUUGAGGCAUCAAUAGGUUAAAUGUUUUUGAAUAUUUACAUCAAGCUCUAAUUUAAGAUAAGACUGUCUAACUCUGAUCAAAUCAUUAUUCUCAUCUUCUUCAAUGUAAAUGUGCUUAUGUAUCCUUUUAAUCAUAAUAGAGUAAAAUAAUACAUGUAAUAAUAAAUAGAGUAAAAUAAUAAAUGCAAUUAAUAAUAAUAGUAAGAUCAGAGUGAAAUAAUAAAUGUAUUAUUAUUAUUAUUAUUAAUAAUAAUAAUAAUAAUAAUAAUAAUAAUAGAGUAAAAUAAAUGUAAUAGUAGCAACAAUAAUAGAGAAAAAUAAUAAAUGUACCAUAUAUUCUUGAGUAUAAGCUGACCCAAAUAUAAGCCAACCAGGACCCUCACCCGAGUAUAAGCCAAGCGGGGCUUUUUUGGUCUUAAAAAGAGGGCUGAAAAACUAGGCUUAUACUCGAGUAUAUACAGUAAUCUUAUAUAUGACACAGAGCUUGUGGGUUGUUAUUUGUGAGGAGCUUCAGGAACAGUAAGGUUUGUAAUUAAUAAUAGAUUCAUAAUAACGAUGAUGAUGAUGAUGAUGAUGAUGAUGAUGAUGAUGAUGAUAUACUUUAGUUAUAUUCCGUUCUAUCUCCCUGAGAAGACUCAGAGCGGAUUACAACAUACACAGAUAAGCAAAUAUUCAAUGCCUUUAAUACAGUAGAAUAACAAUGACAUACUCAUACACAGAACAAAGGUAAAGGCUUCCCCUUUCAUCUCCGGGUUUCUGGAGGUGGUGCUUAACUCUGGCCAUGGGGAGGUGCUCUUGUUCCAUUUCCAAGCCUAGAAGCCUUUUGUUGGUAGACACCUCCUGGUCGUGUUGCCGGCAUGGCUGCAUGGGUGCCUUUAUUGCCUUCCUGCCAAAGCGGUACCUAUUGAUCUACUCACAUUUGCAUGUUUUCGAACUGCUAGGUUAGCAGGAGCUAGGGCUAACAGCGGGCACUCACCCUGAACUGCAACUUCAAAGUGCCAACCUUUAGGCCAGAAGAUUCAACAGUUCAAUGGUUUAGCAUGUGGCGCCACCAGGUUAUAUGUAUGUGUAUGUGUAUGUAUAUAUUCCUUAAUAUACAUUGCAUUAUCUUUA
Anolis carolinensis (green anole) is the source of this 22825-nucleotide messenger RNA. It is a transcript of the gene pou3f4, whose product is annotated as POU class 3 homeobox 4. Gene Ontology annotation, molecular function: RNA polymerase II cis-regulatory region sequence-specific DNA binding; DNA-binding transcription factor activity, RNA polymerase II-specific. Gene Ontology annotation, biological process: regulation of transcription by RNA polymerase II; brain development. The record is from RefSeq and is a predicted model, not a curated record. The transcript has a single exon. Gene Ontology annotation, cellular component: nucleus. NCBI's taxonomy places the organism in Eukaryota, Metazoa, Chordata, Lepidosauria, Squamata, Anolidae. Bases 104 to 1174 code for a protein of 356 amino acids.